CAACAAGUCAUUGGGAUUGUGAUCGACACUCCUAAUGCGCAUUUUUCUCAGAGUUGGCGACACUGAGCGCCAAAAGUUUCUGUGAAUAUGCCUUCCGUUCCAAAGCUACCAGCACUUAUUGUAGCUGCACAAACGGCUCUUCCAAACGAUGAAAAAUGUAUUGCUGCUGUAUCCGUGUACAAGCUGGAGAUGUUACCCAACGGUCCAACAAGUACUAGCAACGGGGUUCUUUCACGUGCAAAGAAGGCAGGAAAAGACAAGCUUCGUUGUUUGGCUGUGUGUGAACGAGUAAAAUCAAAACGAAGAAGAAUUGUCAAACUAUCCGACCCGUGCCUCAAGUCUUUGACGGUGAUUCGUUCUUGGAAGUUGGACGAACUGCAAAAGAUUGACGGCAUGGAAACGGGAAGUAAUAGUAACCUACGUUUCACUAUGAUCUUUGGUGAAAAGCUAUUUGCUUUUGAAUCCAAGUAUACCACAGAUAGGGCAAAAUUUCUUUGGACAGUUAUAGAAAGUUAUUCGGCACUCAAAGGAAGACCACCAAAACUAGAAAACCUUGCUCUUACGAAAUUAGAAGAAGCGUCUCGAGAAACUAAUAAUACAACACAACCAAAUACCCCGUUAACUGGCUCUCAAAGGUCAGUUUCAGAAUCCGAUUUGCAACACAAAACUACCGGAGUUAGCUCUGCGGAGGUGAACUCUCCUCAUGAUUCGCAACAGACCAUAGAGAGUACCGACUCAUCCGUCUGGACAUCGUCACCCGCUACUGCAGAUAAGAAAAAGUCUGAAAAAGGAAGCACCGAAAAGGCAACUUCUUCAGUUGUAGAAGAAACGAGGGGUGUUGUCUCACCAGUUGCUGGAAACAGUAACUUCAACUUGUCGGAGGAAGAAAUUGCUGAUAUCUUACAGCUUCUGGACAAUGUGAACCUUGCCAACUUUGAUCCUUCUAUGUUAGCGGAGAAGAUACAAGACGAAGCCAGGGUUUUGGAGGAUGCUACAAUAUCCAGUUUAAUAACUGCAAGCUCAAACAAAGUCGGCAUAUCUCAAUCCCUCGAUCUCCUUUUGGCACAUGUGAAAGAGUUGGAAGACUGGUUCAAUACAACAGAUGAUCGUCUUCAGCCUAUUUUUUCUGAAGCUUUGGAAUUGCAUCAUUUUCUUGUUGAAAUGGACACUUUGAACACGAAUUUAACCAAUCUCAAGUCUCAGAUCGAGGAGUUAAUUGACAUGGUAUUUGUUUCUAAGGAUGAAGAAAAUAUUCUCAAGUCACCCUCAUUAUCAGACGACAGAUUUAUUAUCGAACAAUUAACUCCGGCAGUUCGGGUUCUUUCAGAAAAGCUUCAUGAGCAGAACGUAAUAAACUCGCUGUCUGACUUACGUGCUGUCUUUGAAGGGAAAAAGAAACUUGAAGAAAUUCGACGUUUCUUAUGUAAAAAUUUGCAAGAUAGUUUGGUUGUAAAGACUAGAAAUGUUUUGAACAGAGGAGCGCUGAGUCGUCGAGUGAUUCUUGGUGGUGGAUUGAGUUCUGAUGUUUUCCGAUCAUUUUCAGCAGGUUUAUAUUGUAUGGCAACAUUGGAUGAGUCGGAAUGGAAAAGAUUUAUUGAAAAGUUUGUUCAAGUUGCCAAAGAGUCCUCUGUUGUAGCUCGUGAGGCACCGGAAACAUUUCGAUCUACUGUCAAUGCUGUUGAUCAAAAGGACAACUCUGUUGCCUAUAUGCAACGGCAGCUUCGAACUGGCAUUUUGGCUGUAGGAAACUCCUUAUGUAGUGAAUUUCACUGUAUUUAUUCUCUUUUUUAUGAUUCUUGUGUUCAUCUUGAUCACGAUACAAAUGAAGUUGCUUCGAAUAUUGUCGAACAGGAAUGCAAUCAUUUGUCGGAAGCUGUAGUGGAGUUUAUCGAUUACUGUAUAUAUUACAAUGUAAGAAAUGGCAGCGAUAUUGACUUGAAAGGUUUUGAGUGGACAUUCUAUUUGGCUGCUUUUGCAGAGUUGUAUUUUUUAUCAGCAGUUAUGAGUUCCUAUUCCGAUUUUGCAUCGCUGCAACGCUCCCUUGAAGUGAAUGCAAAUGUUAAAGAAGAAACUGCCGAUCAACAAACAAGUGGAAUACAAGGAAGUCUUGUAACAGAUACUGAAAUUGAAGACCUAGAGAGACCGUUGAACCUUUUUUCUGUAGAUGAAGAAUCAGACUCGCCAACCGCAAACAGCGAAACCAAUUCUACAACUGCAAUACCACGUGUAGAUAACAUGGGCUUCUUACGCCGACUCAUGGACAAUCUGAGUCAACUUUGUAAAAAGAGUUUCGGAACAGAAGCAGAUCGCUUUAGGAAAGAAUGCUUGAAGGAUAUCACCAAGAAAGAUUAUUUGGAGUCAAAGGAACUUGAUGAUUGUUUAAGUAGUUUGGAAAGUUUGAUAAAUUGCAUUCAAGCCUGUUGCCGUUUAAUUGAUGCAUUUUCUUUUUCCUUUUCUUCUCGUUUGUUGCAAUCAGCUGCUGAAAAUGCUCGGCGAGAAUCUCGAGUAAUAGUGCAAAGUUAUUCGUCUCAAAUAUUCCUCAGUAUUUUGUCUCUUACGGGAAGUGGAGCAAAGCAAAUAAUUGAUUCAGUUACUCUUGUUCUUUUACAACGUAUUGCGAAACGUGUCCAGUUGAUGAAUGAUGAGUUAAUCUUAGAACAAGCUCGUGAUUUUGUUAACCGAACAGAAGAAAUGAAAGCCAAAUAUGCGAGUCAGUUGGUUUACAGACAUCUCGAAAAGCUCUCAGAUGCCGCAGUCAAGGGAAGUAUUAACAACUGUAGCUUACUGGAUGAGCCUGUGGGAAAAGUUGCUACUCGUCUGUAUCGAACAAUGUGUAGAGAAAUUGUGGAUAUAUCUUUACGGGAUGAUAUAUGGUCCGAAUUGAAGAGCACUGUUGCAAACUUUCUUAAAGAACUAGCGAACAUUUUGGGAACGAAUGGAAACCAGAAAGCGGCUCAAGAACUGCUGCAGUGGCGCCGUCAACUGAGUUCAGAAAUGAGCACUCUGUAAAGUUGUCUUGAAAUUAAUGUUUUCCUUC
Molecule: messenger RNA, 3037 nt
Organism: Galdieria sulphuraria
Lineage: Eukaryota; Rhodophyta; Bangiophyceae; Galdieriales; Galdieriaceae
Exons: 5
Coding region: 88-3009 (973 amino acids)
Biological process (GO): Golgi to plasma membrane transport; exocytosis
Cellular component (GO): plasma membrane; exocyst
Molecular function (GO): phosphatidylinositol-4,5-bisphosphate binding
Source: RefSeq, a predicted model, not a curated record